AUGACCGAUGCCGAGUCGAUCCUCGCGUAUCUCGACCGUCUUCUCUUGUCAGCGUAUGCGACGCCGUACUUGACGUGCGGGCAAUGCAACAGCCUCAACUUUAUCGACGUCGCGCAAAUCCAAGGCAUCCGCAACGACGUUCGGCGCUCGGGCGAGUACGAGCGCCUCGUGCCGUGUGUCGGCUGCGGGCGCACGAUCUUUCUGCGCCCGGGCGUCGCCAGCUUGGCCGCCGAGAUCGAGCACAAGACGCUGCAAGACGACAGCCACGAAAAGAAGCGCGCGCCCGCGGCCAUCCACAUUCAGCGCGUCGCGCGUGGGUACCUCGGGCGAAUGGAGGCCAAGGCGCGGCGUCAGGCCAAGCUCGAGUGGGAGCGCAAGAUUUUUUGCGCGGCCGCAUGCAUCCAGCGGCGCAUCCGAGGCGUCGAGGCCCGGACCCGGUACCGCAUCGAGCAAUGCAUUGCCGUCAUCCUUAACGCGCACAAGUCGGUGUACGCGUUUGCAACGACCAACCAGCCCAACGCGCCGCGGAUCUUUUGGUACGAAAGCGCCGCCGAGCUCGCGGUCUUCCGCACCGACUACCGCGAGUUUGUGCGCCGGACGGGCAACCGGCCGCCGCUGCACCGCGUCGAGGCCAACGUCCAAGAGGUCGCACGGCGCGUCUUGGCGCGUGAGAACCGCCUCGUCGCUCGGAUUCAGGCCGCGUGGCGGGGGCUCACGACCCGCGUCGCGUACCUCGAGCUCAAGCGGCAGCUGGGCUGGCAUCGAAGCAGCCGCAUGGCGCCCGCGGUGCGCAUCCAGCGCCUCGCCCGCAUGCACGCCGACCGCCGGCGCCGCCCGGCACCCGUGCCCAGCCGCGACGCGUGCCUCGCCGACUAUUCCACGAUCUACACGGAGAAGACGCAGAGAGCACAUGCGCGGCAUCUGCAGCGGACGCUGCUCGCCACGUACCGCGACCACGUGCAGCACAAGCGCGGCGCCAAGCUCGUGGGACUGCCCAUCGAGCCAUUUCGCGUGUACAAGAAGGGCGUCGCCACGCUCUUCCCACACGGCAAUGGCCACCCGCAGUCGAACAAUACAAUGGUCAAGACAAAAACAGCGUCCGCCUUUCUCCUGGCCAAAGCCAAGCUCGAUCGACAUCAUCCAGCGUCGCUGCCCCAGCGACUGCGGCAACAAGUGACCAACCAACGGAGCGAUCCAUACGAUUAG
Messenger RNA from Saprolegnia parasitica CBS 223.65, 1206 nucleotides. RefSeq lists its product as hypothetical. NCBI's taxonomy places the organism in Eukaryota, Oomycota, Saprolegniomycetes, Saprolegniales, Saprolegniaceae. The record is from RefSeq and is a predicted model, not a curated record. Gene Ontology annotation, molecular function: protein binding. The coding region runs from base 1 to 1206 and encodes 401 amino acids. The transcript is spliced from 3 exons.